AUAAAAGAAUGGCAUGGAGAAGGCCUGCCAUUCAGUCUGUGCAAAGCCAUGAAUAUAAUAAUAGUGGUAAUUGCGGUCCUGGCGGGCCUGUUUCUUGGGACUAUAAACGGAUCAGCCUCCUUGCUCGAUAGCAAAUGCGGAAAAUCACAUCGUUCCGAUAAUUAUGGGAUGAUUGCGGGAGGUGAAAAUACAGGCAUAUUCUCGAAUCCAUGGAUGGUAUCGAUAAUAGUAGGGGGUACUCCAAUUUGUGGUGGCUCUCUAAUCACUUCUCGUUUCGUUCUGACGGCAGCGCAUUGCAUAUCUCGUGAUAAAACGAUCGUGCGAUUGGGCGAUUACCUAACAGUGAAUCCUGAGAAUGAUUGCUCUACGGGUGUUUGCAUACCAAGAGCCUAUUUUAAAAAUGUCGAUAAGAAAAUACCUCACGCAGAUUUCCGUUUAGCCCCAUACGUCGGUCUGUAUGAUAUAGGCCUGCUUCGAAUGGCUGAUGAGGUGGAGUUUUCAGACUAUGUCAGGCCGAUAUGCCUCCUCCUCAAUGCAAAAAUGGAACAUGUCUUACAAUUUAACGUCACCGGCUGGGGUAGGCGUGAAAAUGGUGAAAUGAGUCGCGUUCUACUAAAAACAACUCUCCCUAGAGUUUAUAAUUAUUAUUGUGAUAACCAUUUCAAUACGAAGACUGAUCAGACCCAGAUUUGUACUGGCAGUUAUACUAGUGAAACCUGCGAGGGAGACUCUGGAGGUCCUUUGAGCGCAGAGGUUUUUUACGAAGGGCAAUUUCGUCCGUUUCUGUACGGUGUGGUCAGCUAUGGAUCUCAAUAUUGUACAACUGAAGGUUUAAAUGUUCACACAAAUGUGGAACAAUAUGUGGACUGGAUUGUGCGUGCUUUGAUUCAUAAUUGAUAAAACAAGAAAAGGCGUCUCUUACAUUGGAAUAUUUCCUACUAUCUAUGUAGUAUAAAUAUAAAUAUCAAAUAAUAAAGUACGUA
Messenger RNA from Drosophila suzukii, 983 nucleotides. Lineage: Eukaryota; Metazoa; Arthropoda; Insecta; Diptera; Drosophilidae. The record is from RefSeq and is a predicted model, not a curated record.